AUUUCUUAUUAAAUGGCCUCUUAAAAAAAAUAAAAGAAACAAAUAAAAAAUUAAUUAAGUAGAAAAAAGAGUAUAAGGACAAAUAUUCGAAAAACAAAGAGUGAUUAAUUGGUUUAAUAUGUGAAGAAGUUUUAGAAUCAAUUUAAGUUAAAUUAAUUAGAUUAAGAUAACAAAGAGAUUAUACCUUCAUAUUAGAGUAUUCCAACAAGUUAUUAGUUGAAGGGGAAAAAGAAAUUUCAGAAGAAAGAAGCAGUGAAAGGACUAGUAGGAUUAAAAAACUUGGGAAACAAAUGUUAUAUGAAUGCGUCGAUCUAAUUACUUAGUAAUUUGUAGCCAUUGUCGGAUUAUUUUAUUGAAGUAAAUUUUGGAUGAGCAAAAAAAGGAUUUCCAAUUAACAGAGAUUAAUCGAAAGAAUCCAAUCUCCACGUAAGGUUUAGCAACAGUGGCAUUUGCAAAUUUGAUAAAGAGUAUUUGGCAAAUGGAUAUUCAGAAACUAACAGUGAAAGGAACACCAAUAAUAAUUCCGGAAGAAUUUAAUAAAAUAAUAGGGUAUUGCAACAAAUCAUUUUCAGAUAAUAGUUAAUAAGAUGCUUAAGUAUAGAUAUGCAUUAAUAUAUGAGGAGUUUCUGAUGUAUUUACUUGAUAUGAUUCACGAAGAUUUAAAUAGAGUGACAUUUCCAAUAAAGAGUGUAUAAUUGAGAGAAUAUUUGGGAGAUUGUAAUUAGAGAGAGUUAGAGAGAUAAGCAGCAGAAACAUGGGGUGAUUAUUUAUAAAGAAGCAAAUCAAUAAUAGUAGAUUUAAUGUAAGGAUAAUUUAAGAAUUCAUUAAAAUGUUUGAGUUGUGAUAAGUACACUUAUAAAUUUGAGCCAUUAAUGUAUUUAAGUGUUCCAAUUCCAGAAUAAGAGGAAUGUUAAUUAAUUGAAUGUAUAAAGGAAUAUGUAAAAGAAGAGCAAUUGACAAAUGGGAAUUAAUGGUUUUGUGAGAAUUGUAAUAAGUUGGUAGAUGCAAUAAAAAAGAUAGAUCUAUGGAAACUUCCAACAAUUCUAAUAAUCCACUUAAAGAGGUUCAAAUUUGUUGAGAAUGGUAUUAAAAAGAUUGAAUAAGCAAUUAAUUUUCCUUUAGAGAGUUUGAAUUUAAGUUAAUGUUUACCAAAACUAUAAAAAGAAAAGCCUAUAUAUGAAUUAUUAGGAGUUGUUUGUCAUACAGGAACAAGUGAUAGAGGACACUAUUACACUUAUGCAAGAAGUAAAGAGAAUUUUAAUUGGUAUUUGUUUAAUGAUAGGUAAGUAAAGCAAAUAAAUGUAACUGAAAUACCUUAAGAAGAUGCUUAUCUUUUAAUGUAUGGCAAAAGCACUAUUCCAUUAAUCAAACGUUAAACUAUAUCAUUUCCUGAAAAUUGGCCUCAUGUAAUAAAAUGA
This is a messenger RNA of Paramecium sonneborni, 1418 nucleotides long. Lineage: Eukaryota; Ciliophora; Oligohymenophorea; Peniculida; Parameciidae. The record is from the annotation of a GenBank genome assembly.